Molecule: messenger RNA, 3484 nt
Organism: Notolabrus celidotus (New Zealand spotty)
Lineage: Eukaryota; Metazoa; Chordata; Actinopteri; Labriformes; Labridae
Gene: st6galnac
Product: ST6 (alpha-N-acetyl-neuraminyl-2,3-beta-galactosyl-1,3)-N-acetylgalactosaminide alpha-2,6-sialyltransferase
Molecular function (GO): sialyltransferase activity
Source: RefSeq, a predicted model, not a curated record
AGUUGAGGGGGUUGACCAAUUGCCAGCAGCUGUUGCUCAUUUCACAAUGGUCCCGCCCCAUUACAGUGCCGGGGCUGACAGAGCAGCCGCUACACACACUAGAUGAGGCACAGAGCGACCAACUUAGAGGAGUGUGUUACUGUUAGAGGCAUCACACAGGAGGGAGAGAGGGACCGAGGACUGACUCCUGCUGAAGAGAGAAGAAACCCAAGAAGGACACUUUGACACCCAACCGCUCUGGACUGGUGACAAGAAGAAGACAGAUCCUGAGCAGGACUACAUCUUCGCCCGCCUCCAUCCUCGCCUCCUCAUGUGCUUUCAAGCAGAGCGGAGGGCAGGGCGAGCACACACAUCUUACCUACGAGGGUCACACACACUUUGACAGAGGGAUGGCGUUCCAGAGAAGGCUGGUGGUCGGAUUGAUGACCGCCUGCUCCCUGCUGCUUGUCUACAUCCUGUGUUUGCACCUGGAGAGGCCUCUGAAGCACCUCCAGUUCUUCUCUCAGGGAGUGAGAAGCGACUCACGAGACUCCGAGGAGCCUCUUGAUAGACAGAGCAGCAGCAGCGUGUGGUUGACCUUACUGCCCCCCACCACACCGUUUAACCCCGGGCCCUCAGACCAGCAGGAAGACAAGUAUGCUGAAGGAGCUCCGACUUUAAAGACUCAAACACCCCCCAACACUGAGCACAAACCAGAAGAGAGCAACAAAUCCCAGAUGUCCCAAAGUCCAGCUCCAGGUGCUGAUGGCACCAAAGCCCCGACCCAGAAGCCUCAGCAACCCACACAGACGGCCAAGCCGACAGAGCCGGACUUCUUUGGAGACCGCUACAUGAGUGAAGAAGUCCCACCUCAAACACACUGCCCGGAUGGUAUUCGGAGUCAGGUCGCAAACACUGACUUUGGUGAGCAGUUUCUGAAAAACAUUCCAGUCCUGCAGUGGGCCCAACACGUCACACCUGAGCUGUACCAGCGCCUGAGCCAGCACCCAGGAACACACGGCUGGGGAGGCCUCAGUAUUGAGUUGCUGAAAGAAACUCUCUCUGUCCUCAACACUUCGGCUAACUGGCGGAUGUUCGACGACUGGAAGAGCCGCAGCGGUAAGUCGGAGUGUAUCCGCUGCGCUGUGGUGGGGAACGGCGGGAUCCUGAAGGACUCAAAGAAAGGGAAGGAGAUCGAUGGACACCACUACGUUUUCAGGACCAACGGGGCGAUCAUUAAAGGCUUCGAGCAGGACGUGGGGUCCAGGACCACGCAUUACACCUUCUCCACCAACACACUCUUUAACUCUCUGAGGAGCUACAGAGGAGCCGGUUAUUUGGCCCCUCCUCAGUCUGAGGAGACACGGUACGUUUUCCUGCCUGAUCACGACCGCGAUUACCUGAUGGUGGAGGCCGCGGCAAAGCACACGCUGGUGGAGAGAGGGAAGGAACAGGGACGAGAUCCGACCAAGUACUUCGGAGAGGACGUGUCGGCAGACAAGCUGAAGAUGUAUCACCCCGAUUUCAUCCGUUACAUCAGAAACAGAUUCCUCCGCUCCAGAAUUCUGAAUGGCAAACACAAGAACGGUUACCGUCCGUCGACAGGAGCUGUGAUGCUGCUGGCUGCUCUGCACACCUGUGACCAGGUGAGUGCGUACGGCUUCAUGACUCCAGACUACAACAAGUACUCAGACCACUACUACGACAAAAUCUACCACAAGGUGGGUUUCUUCAUCAACCACGACAUGAAGCUGGAGAUGAUCCUCUGGCAGCAUCUGAAUCAGGCGGGACUCAUUCGACUCUACAUGCACGACUGAGCGCCGAGACGGCGUCGGAACGCGGUGACGGACAUCAAAACUGGGACAACCGGCCGCUCUGCCUCCAAAUGACUGCUCACGGCUCUCUGAGUCCAAGACAGACGUAGCAUAUCUUUUCAUGAAGGAAACAGGGAUUGUUUUUUCUUUUUAGUGAGUUUCAGGAAAUAUUAAAACCUUUUCAACGGGUUCUGGUGAUUUGGGGGUCAGAUUCAUGAAGACCAGACUGAACUUGGUUUGAGGACUGAGCCUCAUGGACGGAGUUAGAGUGAAAUACUUAAGGAACAGAAGUCUGGUAAACAUAUUCAGGGUCUCAGAGGAUGAACACUAAUGACUCUGAGCCACAGAUUUCUCUUUUAGGUCAUUUUUUAAGGUUUUAUUUUGAUAAAUAUGCAGACUCUGUCGCUUUGUUCACAGCUAACAAGAUUCUUACCUUACCGAGAAAUACUUUCAAAGUCAUUGCGUACGCAGCGGUCUCACCUGUGACCGUCACUUUAAGGCUUUUAUUGUGAAAUAGUGCACUGAAUCAAAAGAGCCAGCCUGUCUGCAGCAGAAGGUUAGAUCCUCUACCACGGAGCUUUAUUUUGAAAGGGUAACCUCAUGUAGUGUCCUAAAAGGGGGGCAGAAACACUCAUUUUAACAUUUAUUUUUAAAUGUGUUUGUCUUAUUUUACAUGUUUGACUGCAGACACACACAAAACAAACCUUGAUUUGAACCUUAACCCUUAAAAAUGUGUCUUUUUUAUGAGUUUGUGAGUCAGUCAGUUUGAGGUUUGAGGUUUGAAAGCUGCUUUUAACUAAAAUAACAACCAGAACAAAAGCUACCCCGUACCAAUACUCAGUCUGGUCUUCUGACAUCCGUCUCACUGUAACCUCUGUUUACUGGGGCGCCUUCAGAGCGUAUCUUACAAUCAGUGAAUGUGGACGGUCUAGUGAGGGUGAUUCAGUGGGCUGUAAAGGGACAAGACUUCAAUUGCCACUUGCUUAAAAUAUCCCGCCUCAAAUAGACAGCCUGAGCCCUGCUGGCAGCGGCCAAAGUCUAUUCUGAUCCCCACUCAAGUUAAGUCAUCUGUGGAAGGAAACAAAAGCCCCACUGGGUGUGACGACAAAGCAUGUUCAAGUGUAUUUACUUUAAGGGACUUAACUUAUUCUUCAUCUUGUUGUCUGAAGCACACAAGUGUACUUUACUCUGGCAUGAGCCGCACUGUGAUGAUUACGACACUGUGGCUGUCAGUGCCUUUUGAAAUGUGAACAUUUGUCUGAAUGAAGCUUUGUGACAGAGGAGGACGUUUCGGAGGUGAGAAGGAAGUUCUCACACAGACUCGUUGUCCAUUGUUCCACCCCGAGGACACGGCUGAUGAAACCUGCUCACCUGGACUCCUCUGAGAUGAGAUAGUGAAGAGUCAGAGUUCAUCGAGGUUAACUGUCACCAGUUGAGCAAUAAGCUCUCCGUGUGAUGACAGGUAUGUUCCAUGGGUCUGACGUGGAGGGAAAGAAACCAAAGACGCACUACAGAUCAGGGAUUAAGUGUAUUUAAAAUGUUUGUUCAUAUCAAAUCAGACUAAGUGAUCAAGAGAUCUGAAAUACUGUAUCAUAUUUUUACUAAACGGAAGAGGGGAAACCUUUACGGUGCAAUUCAUGACUUUGAUUUUGACCUUUUUCAGAAUCUUUAUAAAAAUAACUGUGAUUUUA